Molecule: messenger RNA, 2606 nt
Organism: Perca flavescens (yellow perch)
Lineage: Eukaryota; Metazoa; Chordata; Actinopteri; Perciformes; Percidae
Gene: mettl3
Product: methyltransferase like 3
Exons: 11
Coding region: 752-2512 (586 amino acids)
Biological process (GO): RNA methylation; mRNA modification
Cellular component (GO): nucleus; RNA N6-methyladenosine methyltransferase complex
Molecular function (GO): mRNA m(6)A methyltransferase activity
Source: RefSeq, a predicted model, not a curated record
GGUAAGAAGAUGUCCAGCGAGCAAAUGCAGAGACAACACAAGACACUGACCUCGUGAGAAGUCAACAAAACACUAAGGGUCGUACAUUUGGUGUAUUUAAAUAUUCGUGUGAUAUAAUUAAGAACAAGUACCUUCAUAAUUUGCAGUUCGUCUUUCUCUUUCGUAGGCUCACCACUCUUCUCGUCUUCCGCCAUCUUUGCGUUAGCUAACGGCAGCAACCAGCAACAGCCUAGUACCGGAAGGAGCAGCCACUGCAGUGGAUCAACAUGCACAAAGUUACGAGAUGAGUAUUACAUUUAAGAUUAUAAUGUUAUUAUGGUGACAGAAAACAUGUCUUAACUACAAUAGCACGAAUGCAAUGUUUUUUAGCACAGAGGAAACUGACUUUUAAUUUCAGAGACGCCGGAAGUUGGAGUGGUCCGUAGCCAAAAUGAAUCCGACAAAGAACCUCUUCACAAGUGAACAGAUAUUUUUCAUUGACUCAUUUUUCGUUGCUAAAAUACAGCUUUCAGUACAGGCCGAUUAAUGUAUGAUCAUUUAUCUAUUUCAGAUUAUGUAACUAGCAGGAUUGUUCGUCAUCAGCAGUCAGCCGGAACGUUUCUCACGCAAGUUGCUGGUCCGACACUUUUUCGCCUUGGACCAUACAUGUUUCGCUCCCAACAAAGCUGACCGUGUUCAACUUUUGUCAAAGUACUGUUCAGUGUAACCGGUGUUGGUGUUGGUAACUUAUUGCUGUUGAUUCCAGUUCGUCAUGUCGGACACGUGGAGCAACAUUCAGGCGCACAAGAAGCAGCUGGACUCUCUGCGGGAGAGGCUGCAGCGGCGGCGGAAAGACCCAGCACAACAGUCCUCUGAGGGGGGAAGCAGUACAGAGGGUUCCACAGCCAGGAGUGACAGCCCGGCUCCGUCAGCUCCGCUCCCCCUUCAGGAGGAGACAGAAAAACCACCAGACCCCGAACUAGAGAAGAGGCUGCUGGGGUAUCUCUCUGAUCUGAGUCUUUCAAUGCCAACGGACUCCCUUGCCAUCACAAGUGAACUCAGUUCUGAGACAGCUGUCAGUCAUGGAUGCAUCCAGAGUCUGCUGCUAAAAUUCUCUGCUCAGGAACUCAUCGAGGUCCGGCAGCCCACAUCAGCCUCUUCUUCUACUACUUCCCCCUCAAUCGUGGUAGCAGUGGACCACACAAAACUAUGGGCCAUGAUUGGUUCUGUGGCUGGAGCCCAACGGGUUGGAGUCAAGAGAAAAGCAGAAGAUCAAACCCACCACAAAAGAGCUCCAGGCUUCUCACCCUCACUUCAGAGCCCUGCUUCUCCUCCGCACUCUUCCUUCACCUCUGUGACGCCGGCUUCCUCCUCACAGCUGGCAGGGCCUUCAGCAUCGGGGAGCGGGGCUGAUAAGAAGGGAAAGAGCAGUAAAAGCCAGUCGUCCCAUUUGGACAUGGAGAUAGAGAGCCUCCUGAACCAACAGUCCACUAAAGAGCAGCAGAGCAAGAAGGUGAGCAGAGAGAUUCUGGAGCUGCUUAAUGCCAGCACAGCUAAGGAACAGUCCAUCGUGGAAAAGUUCCGGUCUCGCGGCCGAGCUCAGGUCCAAGAGUUCUGCGACCACGGGACCAAAGAGGAGUGUGUGCGCUCUGGGGACACACCACUGCCGUGCACCAAGUUACACUUCCGUCGCAUCAUUAACAAGCACACGGACGAGAGCCUCGGUGACUGCUCCUUCCUUAACACGUGUUUCCACAUGGACACCUGCAAAUACGUCCACUAUGAGAUCGACAGCCCUCCAGAGGCUGAGGGGGGCCUGCUGGGGCCCCAGGCCGGGACCACAGAGCUCGGCCUCUGUGCGGGGGACGCCGACAGCAACGUGGGCAAACUGUUCCCCUCACAGUGGAUCUGCUGCGAUAUCCGCUACUUGGACGUGUCCAUCCUCGGUAAGUUUGCGGUGGUGAUGGCCGACCCUCCGUGGGACAUCCACAUGGAGCUACCCUAUGGUACACUGACUGACGACGAGAUGAGAAAACUCAACAUCCCCAUCCUGCAAGAUGACGGCUUCCUCUUCCUCUGGGUCACCGGAAGGGCUAUGGAGUUGGGCAGAGAGUGUCUCAGUCUUUGGGGCUAUGAUCGAGUUGAUGAAAUAAUUUGGGUGAAAACAAACCAGCUUCAAAGAAUCAUCCGCACAGGAAGGACAGGCCAUUGGCUGAACCACGGGAAGGAGCACUGUCUGGUGGGUGUAAAGGGAAACCCUCAGGGAUUCAACCGAGGUUUGGACUGCGACGUCAUUGUGGCUGAGGUCCGCUCCACCAGUCACAAACCAGAUGAGAUCUACGGCAUGAUAGAGAGACUCUCGCCCGGCACCAGGAAAAUUGAGCUUUUCGGUCGACCCCACAACGUCCAGCCCAACUGGGUAACUCUUGGAAACCAGCUUGAUGGCAUUCAUCUCUUGGAUCCUGAUGUCGUGGCUCGAUUUAAGAAUCGUUAUCCAGACGGCGUCAUCUCUAAACCCAAAAACAUGCAGUGAUGACAGUGGUCGCAGGUUUGGAAGAAGUUUAUCAAUAGUUUUUUUUUUUUUUUUAUCCGUGAACAACUUUCUCUAAUAAAUGUUGUCAACAAGA